AAAAAAAGUUAAUUAAUUGUCGUUGUCUACUUUGUUUAAACAAUCACAACUAUAAAUAUACAAUGACCAUUUUCAUUUUCAAUCUGAUAUUAUAUUUUCAGAGUGGGUCAUGGGUUUUGGAACUCGAAUUCUUCACUGAUUAUGGCACGAUUCCGAAACACAUAUAAAUAACUCACAAAAACAAAAAACACAAAUGGAGACAGACCCAAUAUGUUGAGUGCUAUUAUUUUUGUAUAUUUGACAUUAAUCAUUCUUCCCAUUUUACUCCCUCAAAACCACUGGGCGAGAUAUUAUGCCUGCUACAUAUCUUUCAUACUCUUGUGUUCAUUGUUUUCAUUUAUUACCAUAAUAGUAUGCAUAUUGAGACUGGGAAACCCACAACACAUUUGGUUGACAAAUAUUGCUGCUAGUACAAUAUCUAAGGUUCUCGGCUUGUCCUUUGAAGUAAGAGGUACUGAGAAUAUCAAUAAAUCCAAAAAAGGAAUUAUUGUUUUAAACCAUCAGUCAAUCCUGGAUGUUCUCUCAGCUGUCACCAUUUUUAAAUAUUAUGGGACAUGUGUAGGAGUUGCAAGAAAAGAGGUGUUCUAUUGUUGGCCUUUUGGUUUGGCUAUUUAUUUUAGCAGCUUCAUUUCCAUCAACCGAGAUGAUAGAAACACAGCUUUUAAAAGUCUUUCCAGUGGUGUUAAAAAACACUUUGAAAAGUACAAGAACGGGACAGUAUUUAUUUUUCCUGAAGGCACAAGAAAUAAAAAUGGUACAAAUUUAUUGCCUUUUAAAAAAGGUAGUUUCAAGCUUGCAAUUGAAAAUCAAGUCCCAAUUUAUCCAGUCACAAUUUCACCGUAUUAUUUUAUUAAAGGGAAACAGUUUAAAAAUGGCAAGAUAAUCAUUUCUCUCCUUGAGCCAAUUUCAUCUGACGAAAUGACAUUAAGUGAUAUUGAUAUGUUGACAAGCAAAACGCAAAACUGCAUGGAGGAAGAAUAUCAGAGACUUUUCAAAUAUGUGACUUUGAAUAUUAAAUGCUCAACCAAGAUGUAUAGACAUUAUGGGGACUGUGUCGGAGUGGCGAGGAAGGAGAUAAAAUAUCUUGGCCUUAUGGGACCUUCGAUGGUUAUGGGCGGUUACAUUUUUAUAAACAGGGGCAAUAAAGAAUCAGCGAUUAAAGAAAUAUCCAAAGGAAUCGCUAAUCAUUUAAGAAAUUAUAAAGAUGGCAAAGUAAUAAUUUUUCCUGAAGGGACGAGGAACAAGAUCGGAAGUGAAUUUUUACCAUUUAAAAAAGGAGCUUUUCGAGCUGCCAUCGACAAUCAAGUGCCAAUCUUUCCUUGUGUUAUAUCACCGCUUAAUUUUAUCAAAAAGGACAAAUAUUUCAACAAAGGUAAAAUAAUAGUUACUCAGUUGGAGCCUAUACCUACUGUCGGCAUGACAGCAGAAGACAUAGAUUCCUUAAUAGAAAAAACAAGAAAUGUCAUGAAAAUGCUGAUUAUUUGGAUUGUUCUUUUUAUACUAUUUCUCCUUUUUCCUAAAUACGGAAGGUUUUCAUACCUUGUACGUUGCUUUUAUUCACUUGCAAUGUGUUUUAUUAGCAGUAUGAUACUUUUCCCAUAUUUUAUCUUGACGAAGAAAAACCCCAGGAAUCUCUGGUUGUUUGGAUACUCAGCGGAUAUUAUUCUUUGGUUGAUGGAUUUAAAAUUAGAAUUAAGGGUUGUUGGGAAAUCAAAGGUAGACGGGCAUGGAAUCAUUGUUAUGAAUCAUCAAUCAUUCAUCGAUGUUGUAGGCGUGGCCAAGCUUUAUAGAUGUUAUGGCGACUGUAUCGGUGUGGCGAGGAAAGAAGUCAAAUAUCUCGCUCCUUUGGGCCCUUCACUCGCUAUGGGUGGUUACAUAUUUAUAGACAGAGAAAAUAAACAAUCAGCUAUUAAAAUUAUCUCAGAAGGAAUCGCUGAUCAUUUCAAAACAUACAAGGAUGGCAAAGUUAUGAUUUUUCCAGAAGGUACAAGGAACAAAAUAGGAAGUAAUUUUUUACCGUUUAAAAAAGGAGCUUUUCGAGUCGCAAUUGACAACCAAGUGCCAAUCUUCCCUUGUGUCAUAUCGCCAUAUAAUUUUGUCAAAAAGAACAAAUAUUUCAAUAAAGGUAAAAUUAUAAUUACACUGAUGGAACCCAUACCCACUGUCGGCAUGACAGCAGCAGAUGCAGAUGCCUUAUUAGAAAAAACAAGAAACCUCAUGUUGGAUGAAUAUAGAAAACUAGCCACCGAGCUAAAUCCAAGAAGCUUGUGAUUAAAAAAAAACACUAAUUUUG
This is a messenger RNA of Cimex lectularius (bed bug), 2293 nucleotides long. RefSeq lists its product as uncharacterized. Gene Ontology annotation, molecular function: 1-acylglycerol-3-phosphate O-acyltransferase activity. NCBI's taxonomy places the organism in Eukaryota, Metazoa, Arthropoda, Insecta, Hemiptera, Cimicidae. Gene Ontology annotation, biological process: phosphatidic acid biosynthetic process. The record is from RefSeq and is a predicted model, not a curated record. Gene Ontology annotation, cellular component: endoplasmic reticulum. The transcript is spliced from 14 exons. The coding region runs from base 211 to 2271 and encodes 686 amino acids.